This is a messenger RNA of Alternaria postmessia, 1344 nucleotides long. RefSeq lists its product as uncharacterized. The record is from RefSeq and is a predicted model, not a curated record. Lineage: Eukaryota; Fungi; Ascomycota; Dothideomycetes; Pleosporales; Pleosporaceae. Bases 1 to 1344 code for a protein of 447 amino acids. The transcript has 4 exons.
AUGAUUUCUCUUUUCCGCAAAUGCAUUCUGCUGUGGCUCGCUACCGUCUUCGUGGUCACUGCAGCACAGCAGACUGCUCUGUCAGAGCUUCCGGAUUGCGCUCAAAUCUGCCUUCUAAAAGCUUUGGGCACAAACACCUGCGCGCCAACAGAUCAAGCCUGUAUCUGCACCAACGAAGUCUUCCAGAACAAUGUAACAUUGUGUGUAAGCAGCCGCUGCACCAUUCCUGAAGCUCUAGUCACACGAAAUGUCAGUCUUACCAACUGCGGUGCACCGGUGCGACAUCGUGGAGAACACUACGUGACGUUGUCAAACGCAAUGGUAUGCAUUGCCGCUGCCUUCGUUGUGAUCCGUUUCGCCUUCAAGGCCACCGUGUCGAGACUCGACUUUGGCUACGAUGACUUUUGCGUCCUGGCGACGCUUAUAGCCGCCAUACCCAGCGCCAUCAUCACUGUUUUCGGUACUGUAAAGAACGGACUUGGUCAAGACCUUUGGGCCUUGACUCCAACGGAGAUCACCCAGAUGCUGCAAUACUUUUACAUUAUGGCGUGGCUGUACUUCCUCCAGCUCACGCUGCUGAAGCUCACUCUGUUGUUCUUCUACAUCCGCGUGUUUCCUAGCAAAGAAGUCCAGCGACUGUUAUGGGGUACUGUCAUCUUCACUGUACUCUGGGGCUUGGCCUUUAUCAUUGUUGCGGUAUUCCAGUGUCGGCCGAUUCACUACUUCUGGACGAAAUGGGACGGUAUGCAUGAGGGCACUUGUCUGGAGAUCAACGCCAUCACCGCAUCAAACGCUGCUAUCUCGAUCGCUUUGGACUUCUGGAUCCUGGGUAUACCUCUCUGGCAGCUUUGGGGGUUGAAGCUACACUGGAAAAAGAAGGUCGGUGUAGCACUUAUGUUUUGCGUCGGCACUUUCGUUACCGUCGUCAGUAUUCUGCGUCUGCAGGCUCUGGUGCACUUCGCCGCUUCCUCGAACGUAAGCUGGGAGUUCUACGACGUUUCAGUGUGGAGCACGAUCGAAAUAUGCGUUGGUAUCAUGUGCGCUUGCCUUCCAACACUCCGCCUUCUCCUGGUUAAACUCUUCCCUAUCCUUGGAGGCUCCUCAGUACGCAGCCGUCAACAGUACUACAACUACGGCAGUGGCAACGAACUCAAGAACGUUAGCCAGAAACACAAGUCAUACAACAUGAACACUAGCGCUGCUAUAUCGAGUCCUCGGACCGAGUCUUUCGACGAUAAGAUAGAAGACGGCAUUAGGGUCAAGACCUCCUACAUGGUAAAGCAUAGUCAUAGUGACACAGAUGAAGCGAGCCUAGUAAGCCAUGAGGGACCACAGAGGCAGUAG